ACUCCCUGUCUUUGUCCAGCUCCAAGAUGGUGUCCCGCAAAGCCGUGGCCACCCUGCUGCUGGUUCAUGUUGCCACUAUGCUGGCCUCCCAGACAGAAGCCUUCGUUCCCAUCUUCACCUACAGCGAAUUCCAGAGGAUGCAGGAAAAGGAGCGGAACAAAGGGCAAAAGAAAUCCCUGAGUGAACAGCAGAGGUUUGAAGAGGUGGGUUCUCUGGACCCCGCAGAGCCCACAGAGGAAGGAGAAGACCUGGUUAUCAAGCUGACUGCUCCUGUGGAAAUUGGAAUGAGGAUGAACUCCAGGCAGCUGGAAAAGUACCGGGCCGCCCUGGAAGGGCUGCUGAGUGACGUGCUGUUGUCCACCCAGAACGCAGCGAAGUGACAGCCCACUCCUGGGAGAAGGUGCUGGAACUGGGAGCCCCCUCCCACCCAUGGAGGCCCCAGAAGUCUGCAUGGCCCAUCACCUGGGCUUG
Messenger RNA from Rhinolophus ferrumequinum (greater horseshoe bat), 471 nucleotides. RefSeq names its product motilin (gene MLN). NCBI's taxonomy places the organism in Eukaryota, Metazoa, Chordata, Mammalia, Chiroptera, Rhinolophidae. Bases 27 to 380 code for a protein of 117 amino acids. The transcript has 4 exons. Gene Ontology annotation, cellular component: extracellular region. Gene Ontology annotation, molecular function: motilin receptor binding; hormone activity. The record is from RefSeq and is a predicted model, not a curated record.